Messenger RNA from Necator americanus (New World hookworm), 384 nucleotides. RefSeq lists its product as uncharacterized. The transcript has a single exon. Gene Ontology annotation, cellular component: nucleosome; chromatin. NCBI's taxonomy places the organism in Eukaryota, Metazoa, Nematoda, Chromadorea, Rhabditida, Ancylostomatidae. Gene Ontology annotation, biological process: heterochromatin formation. Bases 1 to 384 code for a protein of 127 amino acids. Gene Ontology annotation, molecular function: DNA binding; protein heterodimerization activity; structural constituent of chromatin. The record is from RefSeq and is a predicted model, not a curated record.
AUGUCUGGACGUGGAAAAGGAGGCAAGUCGAAGAGCGGAGGGAAAGCGAAGUCGCGUUCGUCCCGAGCUGGGCUCCAGUUCCCCGUCGGUCGUCUGCAUCGCAUGCUCCGCAAGGGAAACUACGCCUCUCGCAUCGGAAGUGGGGCUCCCGUCUACCUGGCCGCGGUUCUCGAGUACCUCGCCGCUGAGGUGCUCGAGUUGGCGGGUAACGCCGCCCGUGACAACAAGAAGACCCGGAUCAAUCCCCGUCAUGUGCAGCUUGCCGUUCGCAACGACGAGGAGCUGAACAGACUGCUUUCCGGCGUCACUAUCGCCCAAGGAGGAGUGCUGCCGAACAUCCAGUCCGUUCUUCUGCCGAAGAAGACCGCUGAAGAGAAAGCAUAA